UGUCUGAUGUGACUCAGUGCAUGGGUUAUAAUCCCACCUACUGUGCUGAACCUUGUCUAAGAAGAUCCCAUACAGCCCAUCUUCCCCAGACCCAAAGUGUGGCUAGUGACGAUGCGGAUGCUUCAGUGUCCCAAAGUGUAUGGAGGUUGCCAGAGCUUUUCAGUGUCAUAGGAACAAAGUCAGGAUAUGAUGGCAACUGAGGAACUUCAAGCCAUUAUACAAAGAUGCCAAAUCCUAGAAGAAGAAGAUUUCAAAGGCGAAGAUUUCAAUCUUUUUCAAGUAGCAGGCCAGAAGUGCUUAGAAGAAGGUUAUGCAGCAGAAGUAUUAGAAGUAAUUCAAAAUGAGAAAAAUAAGGUUAUUGUCAAGAGUAUGGGUUGGAAUCUUGUUUGUCCUCUUGUUAGAUGUAUUUUGAGAUAUAAGCAGGAAGAUGAGAAGAGAGAACAUUGUCUGAAAAUACUAGAUCAGUUGGUGCAGCUAUGUAAUCCAAAGGAACUUUUAUUGGGUUUACUUGAGCAGAUUGAGCAGACCUCUGGGGAACAGAUAUCCCAUACUAUUCUGCUCUUGCUUCAGCCUCUGCAGACAGUUCUAUUGAAACUUCAUAGCAAGAAGUCAUACUCAGUGGGUUUAUCUUUGUCUACCAUUUUAAAUCAACUCUCUCUCCUGCCUGUACCUUACACAAAAGAACAAAUACGAGAAGAUAAACUUGGCCUCUGCCAGUGUUGCAAUGCAGUAGUGGAUUUUGCUAAACCUUUUGUGGAUGAAGUUGUUAAAAAUAUGGAAGCCUCAACAGAAAAUGAUGAUGAAGAGCUCAAAGAAGAAUUGCUAAAAUUUUGUUUGAAAAGCUUGAAAUACCCCUUAUUAAUAGCACAGCUUGAUCAGUUGCAAGAAGACAUUGAAGAAGAUCCCUUAAGGCAUUUUGCAGCUGAAAUUCUAGGCAUUUUAUUGGAUAUAAAAGAAUUGUUACCAACAUUGUUUUCACACCGUGGAAGCAGAAAUCAGAACUGGGAUAAUCUGGAUUUUUUGGAUGUAGAUAGAAAGCAUUCUGCAGAUUCUUUGGCAUGUCUGUCAUAUCUGGUGUUUGUUCAGUAUUUUGGUAUUGAUUGUUUUCCAAUGGUCUUUAGUCCAUCAUAUCUUCUGCAGUGCAACAUGACACACAUUGAGGUCCUAUUGGAAAGGACAGAAGAAUCUGUGUUAACUAAGGGACUUGACCUGCUUGGAAACUGUUUAUUGAGAAUGAGUGAUAAUAGCCUUCAUCAUCAGUAUUUGGAAUUCAAAGGCUUCAUUACAGCACCUCAGGGUUUGGUGAAAGUGAUGACCCUUUGUCCUAUAGAGCAUUUGCGAAAGAAGAGUUUGAAGAUAUUGCAGUUGUAUAUAGACAAGUUUGAUGCAGAGGGAAAAUACACCUUGUUCAGGUGUUUAUUGAAGACAAGCAACCACGCUGGCGUAGAAGGCUAUGUUAUUCAAAAUAUCAAAAAUCAGAUUGAUUUAUCAUUAAAGAAAGCAAAUGACAGUAAGUGGUUUACUGGACCCCAGCUGGUUUCUCUUCUAGAUUUAGUGCUGUUGCUUCCUGAAGGGGCUGAAACAGAUCUUCUUCAAAACUCAGAUAGGAUUAUGGCCUCACUAAAUCUAUUGAGAUAUUUAGUCAUUAAGGAUAACGAAUACGACAAUCAAACUGGUAUAUGGACUGAACUUAACAAGAUUGAGCAAAAUUUCUUAAAGCCUUUGCACACAGGACUUAAUAUGUCAAAAGCACAUUAUGAAGCAGAAAUAAAGAGUAAAAAGGAAAAUAGACGAGAAUCUCACAAUUCUAAAGCAGUUUGUUCUGUAACAGUUGGUGGGGAAAAGAUGCCUAACAUGACCACUGAAAUGCAGCUUCAGGUUCUACAUUCAGCUCUUUUCACAUUUGAUUUAAUAGAAAGUGUUCUGGCCCGAGUAGAAGAACUCAUCGAAGUGAAAAUAAAAACCAUAACAUAAAUAUUGGUGGUCAAAUGAAGCACUUGGUGUCCUAAAUCCUAGUGGGUUUUUAACACUUGCAGUACAUUAAGACGUUGGUCAUUAUGACUUUACUUGAAAGAGACAUUAUCAAGCUUUAAACAAGUCUGUUGAAGAAUUAUUUAUAAAAGGCUGCUAGAAUACUUGCAACUGCUGUUCUUUACAUGUCUUAUUACAUGUCUUUACUGUAGAAUCUGAUUAAUGGAGAUAGACAAUGUACUAAUUUCAACAACAUAUCCCAAGCUACCCUCUCAUUGAGUUAGCUGCAGUUUUGCUAGAGUUUGGAAAUUGCAUCUGCUUGGCAUAAGAUAAUUAUAUUUUAUUAACCUUUGGAGAUGAGAGGAUGUUUUUGGUGUGUAGAAAUAGCCUUAUGUUUGCAUUACCUAGACCCCAAUAAUAAUGUUUGGAAAGUUUUGAGCUCCACAGAUGUGUAAAUACUAGGUAUUAUUACUGCAAUUAAUAUUGCCAACCAUACUUCUAGAUUAAUAAAGACUGACUGUAAAUCAGGACUAUCCAUACUGGAGAUCUGAGCAUAGGGAUUUGAGGAUAAGGGGAAGCCAUGCUUCAAAAAACACCUCCAGGACAAAACAAGAUAAGUUUAGAACUUUCCCCAGUGAAAGGUAAUAUACAUAAAGACAGUAAGCAUAUAUUUUGUAAAGAGAAACGAGAAUGCAAUUCAGUGUAUAAGUUGUUAAUGCAUAAUAUGGUCUAAAAUAUAUGGACUUGGGGGAAUCUACUCUAGGAUCAUUUUGAUUAUUCUUAUCCUCCCUAACUAUGAAGAAUCUCCCAAAGAGGUUUUAAAUAUUUUGGAAAAUCACAGAUCACUUUGCAAUCAAACUGAAGGUAAGGCACUUGCUUUUUAAUGAUGGUUUUAUUUAAAUUGCCCAAAUUGUAAAAACAAAACGUAUAUAGGGUUUAAAAAAAAAUCCCGUAACUUUUCUCUAAGUUAGCAAAUUUGGUAUAACUCACACUAUAUAGCAUUGAAUAUCACAAUAAAUGUUAUGUAAAUUUUCAUGUAAUGCAUUAAUUAUAUACACAAAUAUUUUUAAACUGACCAUUUUUUGUACAGUUGCUGUAUUUUUUUUGAACAGACAAGAAAAGCAUUUGUAUUUUGUUUAGAAAUGUAACUCCAGAAGUUUUGAAUAAAUCUAAUUGGUACUAAGUUAGUUACAAUCCAACUGGAUCUUGUGAAGCAUUUUCCAAACUGGACUCUGGUCUAUGAUCUGGGCUUUUGCCAUUAGCAUUCUGUAGCGAAUGUUGUCUAUGUGUGGUUUGCAGGUGAUCUUAAAAGGAAAAAAGAAAUGUGACACUACUUACAAAUAUUUUGAUUAAAAGAGAAUUAGAUAGUUUGGGUAAAGAAAUACUGAAUCAUUUACUCUUAAUAUAGUACAGCUGGAAAUUACGAAGAGACUGAGACCAGAUUCUCUAAACUGGAUAUCUGGGGGUGAGAGAGAAACAAAGGUAACAGGAUAAGCUGCAUUGGGGUGCCAGGCUGAUCCUAAAGCACAACUUAAAGCAGCUGUGGGACUGCUUUGUUCAUAUUCUAAUAACAUCCCACAAGAGGUUGUUACAGCUGCCACAGCUGCCAAGGAUUGGCUAAAUAUUGUUGCUCCCUGGCUACCCCUCCUGCACUGGGGACAGGGAGGAGUGAAACAGCAGUCAUUAUGCAUGUUGUACUCCACCUGGGGUUCCCCAGAUUGGGGAGUCUUGAAUAGAUCUGGGCCUCAUGCUAAUAUCCUUUACAUGGAACUCCUAUUGAAGUCAUUGGGACAUUAGUCCAGAUCAAGUGCAGGAAAUUUAUAGCAGUACGCCUAAUUUUAUUUAACACUGAAUUAGGAUAUGAUGCGGAACAGAUUUCACAAAAAGCUAGAGGUCUGACGUACAGUGGUUACUAUUAAGAUGUCAACGUUUAAUAGUUGUCACACUGUAGUACAUGAGAUGCCACAGUUGUUUUAUAGACUCUAGAAUAGAAAAUAAUUGCAGUAUCUUAUGCCAGAAUAUUGUAACUUGGUAAAUGCUAAUUUUUUAUACGGUGACCACUUAGGAAAAGGAUAAAAUGCGAACUAAUAUCUGGUUUGUGCUAUUCCUUUUAUUUUUGGUACAUUAUUGGAGUGCUGUUCAUACUAGUAUAAUUAACGUUGACUCAGCAUUUCUGUAGAAAAAUCAUUAAAUAACUUCUGCAUAUGUA
Chrysemys picta bellii (western painted turtle) is the source of this 4180-nucleotide messenger RNA. It is a transcript of the gene GLMN, whose product is annotated as glomulin, FKBP associated protein. Gene Ontology annotation, molecular function: ubiquitin-protein transferase inhibitor activity. NCBI's taxonomy places the organism in Eukaryota, Metazoa, Chordata, Testudines, Emydidae. Gene Ontology annotation, cellular component: cytoplasm. The record is from RefSeq and is a predicted model, not a curated record.